Messenger RNA from Mycotypha africana, 972 nucleotides. Its product is annotated as casein kinase II subunit alpha. Gene Ontology annotation, biological process: protein phosphorylation. Gene Ontology annotation, molecular function: protein serine/threonine kinase activity; ATP binding. The coding region runs from base 1 to 972 and encodes 323 amino acids. The transcript is spliced from 4 exons. The record is from RefSeq and is a predicted model, not a curated record. Gene Ontology annotation, cellular component: nucleus; protein kinase CK2 complex; cytosol. NCBI's taxonomy places the organism in Eukaryota, Fungi, Mucoromycota, Mucoromycetes, Mucorales, Mycotyphaceae.
AUGGCCGAUAGUAUUGCGAAAGUUUACACUUAUGUGAAUGCAAACAAGCCAAAAGAAUAUUAUGAUUAUGAAUCGCUCCAAAUAAGUAAAAAGAUCGGUCGGGGAAAAUACUCUGAAGUUUUCCUAGGUGUAAACGCCCUGAAUCAACAAAAGUGUGUUAUUAAAGUCUUGAAACCUGUAAAGAAGAAGAAGAUCAAGAGAGAGAUUAAGAUUCUUCAAAACUUAACUGGCGGCCCCAACAUCAUUGGUCUGUUAGAUGUCGUUAGGGAUCCUGAGUCUAGAGUUCCUUGCCUAAUUUUUGAAAAUGUGAACAAUAUCGAUUUCAGAACUCUCUACCCAACUUUCACAGAUAUGGAUAUUCGCUAUUAUAUGUACGAAUUAUUGAAGGCUAUUGACUAUUGUCAUUCUAUGGGAAUCAUGCACCGUGAUGUUAAGCCUCAUAAUGUCAUGAUUGACCAUGAACAGAGACAAAUUCGAUUGAUUGAUUGGGGUUUAGCCGAUUUUUAUCAUCCAGGAGAGAAGUAUAAUGUACGUGUGGCUUCCAGGUGUUUCAAGGGACCUGAGUUAUUGGUUGAUUUCCAUUACUACGAUUACAGCUUGGAUUUGUGGAGUUACGGAUGUAUGCUUGCAGGCAUGAUCUUCCGUAAAGAGCCUUUCUUUAGUGGAGCAGAUAAUUAUGAUCAACUAGUCAAGAUUGCUAAAGUGCGUGGUACUGAUAAACUAUAUGAAUAUUUGAAGAAGUACGACUUGAAGUUACAUCCACAGAUACAAAAAGUUAUGGGAAGAUACCCUGUUAAGCCUUGGAAUAAAUUCGUUCAACCUUCGAAUGAAAGGUAUUGUUCUGAGGAGGUGUUUGAUUUGUUAGAAAAACUGUUACAAUAUGACCAUCAAGUUAGACCUACUGCCAAGGAAGCAAUGGAACAUGUAUAUUUUGCCCCUAUCCGCCAACAACAAGAGCAACAACAAGCGUAA